AUGUCAACACGCUCAGGUAAACGUCUCCGGUCUCCUGUAGCUCCUGUGGCUACCAAAGCAAGCAAUAACCGCAAGACCGACACUCGAAAACGUCCCAAUACCAGUAAUCGUGGAUCGAAGCGUGCUAGAGAAGGACAACAAGACGAUCAGCAAGGCAAUGAUUUGGAUCGUGAUGAAGAAAACUUACUUAAUCCAAAUGACGACGAGACUCAUCCAGAGUUCACUUCCAACUUCCCCGAAUUGACUUUUGACAACGUUGAAGAACAACUUGAUAAGUGGACACUUGUAGAGCUCAGGAACGCCCUUAAGGAUCAGAAAAAGCGAACUCUUAGGCACAAGAAUCAAGCUCCAAGUGAGAUCAAGACGUUUGUUGAGUUGGUUCGGCGGGACUACGAGAAACGGAUGUUGAUGGCCGCACUUAUUGGUGGAAUCAGCGAGACGAUGAUAUGGUCGCUUGUUGAUGCAGGUCCAAAGAAAAAAAACAAAUUAAACUGUUAUGCUCGAUUCUUGUCCUUCGGCAAGGAGGCUCUUGAGGUUGAAGUGCCUUCUCGAAACGUUCCAGCUGGAUGGGGCCGUCGCAACAAGAUACUGCGGGACAAGUGGAAAGAAAAGAGUGUUGAUCAACAGAUGGUAUUUCGGGACCCGUUUUUCUUCGCUUUAGCCAAACUUCCCGAUUUAUCCUUAUCGAAUGAGGAUCAUGUUCAACUGGAAGAUGACAAUGGCGAGAUCAUCGACAACCACAAUCCAGCAGCCCAAGUAUCAGCCCCCAAGAUUCAUCAGUUAUGCAAGAGCGAUGAGAUCAAGUAUCGACCAAUCUAUGAAGAUUUGGUAGAUGUUGAGAAAGUUCAUGCCAACCACGGAAAACCAGAAUCAACUGACUCAAUGCAAACUAUGCAGCUCAAGUCUUUAGCAGCAUUUCGAGCCGCACAUCAUGAUUUUGCCACAGUGUGCCAGCGUUUCCACAUUCACUAUCACCUGACUGCCCUCAGCUGCGAUGUUGAAGAUGGCUGGAAUCGAGUUUUGUCAACCGAUAAGACAUUCUCGACGUGGGCUGAAGAAAAUUUGAAAUUGUCAACGAAGUUUAAGUAUUAUGUCCACGGCAAGGUAGUGGCUCAGGAAAUUGAAAAGAAGCUACCUCAACCUGUUGAUGCGCGUAGAGGCGAACUGACUAGAGAGCUCAAUAAACUGCUAAUUAACCAGUAUUGUGUCACAUCUACAACACAAGAUGUACACAUGCCCGGUAAGAUCUUUCCAAAAACAGGGAAUCCAUUUGAAGUGAUUGCAGACAAAGGUUGGCCAAUCCGACUCAAUCUUAAACGACCAGAAAGUUUACUCUUACCGGAAGAGUUGGCCUUGGGUUUUCGAGAUUGCAACGAUGCACUAAAAAAGAACUGGCUCAGCGACAUUCAAAGUGGACACUUCACUAUCGAAAAGAUUCCAGCUUCUGAGAUCAUUACAAUGAAAAGAAAGCCCAAAAACAAAUCAAGUAAAAAAUCGAAAUCGAAAUCGAAAUCGACUCAACCACACGCAGCAUCACCUGUCAACACUCAAGAACACACCCGAAAUGAUGGAACUGCAGAGCAUGCGGAGUCUCAACCUAUCCCGCGAACUCAAACAGCUCAAACCCUGCCUGAUCAAACUCAUUCACAACAAAUUGUUGAAUCAUCGAGGAAAAAGAAAUCAAAGAAAUCAAAGAAACCAGCUAAGAAGCUUCGCCGGGAUGAUGAUGAAUCCUCCGAGUACAAGACAGCAUCUGAAUCUGAUCCAGAUGAAUCUGAUCUAGAUGAAUCUGAUCCAGAGUCGAACUGA
Messenger RNA from Melampsora larici-populina 98AG31, 1809 nucleotides. RefSeq lists its product as uncharacterized. The transcript is spliced from 5 exons. The coding region runs from base 1 to 1809 and encodes 602 amino acids. Lineage: Eukaryota; Fungi; Basidiomycota; Pucciniomycetes; Pucciniales; Melampsoraceae. The record is from RefSeq and is a predicted model, not a curated record.